AUGGAGAAUGCCGGGAACAGUAAUGGUAACGAGGCCUCUGCCUCUGCAUCAACCAGCCACGAGAGAGAGGAGAACGGCGGAGGGAAGAACAAAGAGGAGACCGGGAAAACAGUUCCGUUCCACAAGCUUUUCUCCUUCGCCGAUUCCAUUGAUGUUGUGCUGAUGAUCCUUGGAACCAUUGGUGCUAUUGGGAAUGGGGUCGCCAUGCCCUUGAUGACGAUUCUAUUUGGGCAGCUCACUGAUUCCUUUGGCCAAAACCAGAACAACUCAGAUGUUGUCUCUGUGGUUUCCAAGGUGGCUCUCAAGUUCGUCUACUUGGCAGUGGGGACUGGUGUGCUAGCUUUUCUUCAGGUAACUUGCUGGAUGGUGACGGGGGAGAGACAAGCAGCUCGGAUUAGGGGGUUGUAUUUGAAGACCAUAUUGAGGCAAGACAUUGCAUUUUUCGACAAGGAAACAAACACAGGAGAGGUUGUGGGCAGAAUGUCUGGUGACACUGUUCUUAUUCAGGACGCCAUGGGCGAGAAGGUAGGGAAGUUCCUUCAGCUGUUCUCGACGUUCAUCGGAGGGUUCGUUAUAUCAUUCAUCAAAGGCUGGCUUCUUACCCUUGUCAUGCUGAGCACAAUCCCCUUGCUGGUGAUCACUGGGGCUGUCAUUUCCUUGAUGGUUUCUAGGAUGACAACCAGGGGACAAUCGGCAUAUGCUAAAGCGUCGACCGUGGUUGAGCAGACCAUUGGAUCGAUACGAAUAGUUGCGUCCUUUACAGGGGAGAAGCAAUCCAUAGAGAAUUACAAGAAGCAUCUUGUUACUGCCUAUAAAUCUGGUGCCAGUGAAGGAUUGGCUACUGGCUUAGGCCUUGGGAUGCUUAUGUUCAUCAUGUUUGCUAGCUAUGGUCUGGCUAUUUGGUUUGGCGGGAAGAUGAUUUUGGAGAAAGGGUAUACUGGAGGCGAAGUUCUCAAUGUCAUCAUUGCUGUCUUGACUGGUUCCAUGUCACUUGGGCAGUCUUCUCCUUCUUUGACUGCUUUUGCAGCUGGUCAAGCUGCAGCGUAUAAAAUGUUCGAGACCAUCAACAGGAAGCCGGAGAUCGAUGCCUACGACCCUAAGGGGAAGGUAUUGGAAGACAUUCGAGGGGAUAUCGAGUUGAAAGAUGUGCACUUUAACUAUCCAGCGAGACCAGAUGAGCAGAUAUUCAAUGGCUUCUCUCUUUCGAUUGAGAGCGGAACAACUGCAGCUUUGGUUGGACAAAGUGGGAGUGGGAAGUCGACUGUGAUUAGUUUGAUAGAGAGGUUUUAUGAUCCACUAGCUGGUGAAGUUCUCAUUGACGGGAUUAACCUCAAAGAACUUCAGCUGAAAUGGAUCCGAGGUAAAAUCGGGCUUGUUAGCCAAGAACCCGCUCUGUUCACAUCAAGCAUUAAGGACAACAUUGCAUAUGGGAAAGAAGAUGCAACCACUGAAGAGAUAAGAGCUGCUUCCGAGCUUGCUAAUGCUGCUAAGUUCAUUGAUAAACUACCUCAGGGGCUGGAUACCAUGGUUGGUGAGCAUGGAACUCAACUGUCUGGUGGACAGAAGCAGAGAAUCGCCAUAGCAAGGGCUAUUCUCAAGAACCCGAGGAUCUUGCUUCUGGAUGAAGCAACAAGUGCACUCGAUGCAGAGUCCGAAAAGGUUGUGCAGGAAGCACUGGACAGGAUCAUGGUGGACAGAACAACUGUGAUUGUUGCUCAUCGUUUGAGCACUGUCAAGAACGCUGAUACCAUCGCAGUCAUCCAUCGUGGAAAGAUGGUUGAAAAAGGCUCGCACCACGAGCUGCUCAAGGACCCAGAAGGAGCAUACGCGCAGCUCAUUCGGCUGCAGGAGAUCAACAGACCGUCGGACGCAGAAGACAACAACAGCAAGAAACCCUCCGAUAUGAACCCAGAGUCCUUCAGACAGUCCAGCCUCCGAAUGUCGCAGCGAUCCCUUAGUCGAGGAUCAUCCGGCGGGGUAGGUGGCAGCAGCCGCCGCUCCUUCUCGGUCUCCUUCGGCCUCCCAACAGGAAUCGACACCACAGAGCAACUCGAGUUAUUGAGACUAAAUGAUGUGUUUGUUCGUUCACAGGAUGCGCCAGAUGUUUCGAUUAAGCGACUGGCGUACCUGAACAAGCCCGAGAUCCCGGUGCUGAUCGGCGGAGCCAUCGCCGCGGUAGGCAACGGGGUGAUGUUCCCACUCUUCGGCAUCUUGAUCUCGCGCGCCAUCAGAUCUUUCUACGAGCCGCCCAACGAGCUGAAAAAGGACACCCAAUUCUGGGCGCUCAUGUUCACAACCCUCGGCGUCGCUUCGCUGCUGAUCUACCCAACGCAGACCUACUUGUUCAGCGUGGCUGGGUGCAGGCUGAUCCAGAGGGUGAGGUCGAUCUGCUUCGAGAAAGUGCUGCGCAUGGAGGUGAGCUGGUUCGACGAGCCGGAGAACUCGAGCGGCGCAAUUGGUGCCAGGCUCUCGGCGGAUGCCGCCACGGUUCGCGCCCUAGUUGGCGACAAGCUUGGACAGACGGUGCAGAACAUCGCUUCUCUUGUUGCUGGUUUGGUGAUCGCGUUCACGGCCAGUUGGCAGCUUGCUCUGAUCAUCCUCGCGUUGGUGCCGUUGAUAGGGAUGAAUGGGUAUCUCCAGCUCAAGUUCAUGAAAGGAUUCAGUGCAGAUGCAAAGAUGAUGUAUGAAGAGGCGAGUCAGGUGGCGAACGAUGCGGUUGGGAGCAUAAGAACAGUGGCAUCUUUCUGUGCAGAAGAGAAAGUGAUGGAGCUGUACAGGAAGAAAUGUGAGGGGCCUAAGAACACAGGAAUCAGGGAAGGUCUCAUCAGCGGGAUUGGAUUCGGGCUUUCGUUCUUUCUGCUCUUCUGUUUCUAUGCAACCAGCUUCUACGCUGGUGCUCAGCUGGUGAAGCAGGGCAAAACAACGUUCUCCGAUGUCUUUCAGGUGUUCUUUGCCCUGACAAUGGCAGCUCUAGCAGUGUCCCAAUCAAGUUCAUUUGGGCCUGAUUCCUCAAAGGCCAAAUCUGCUGUGGCUUCCAUUUUCUCAAUCAUAGACAGGGAGUCGAAGAUCGAUCCCUGUGACGAAUCAGGGACGACACUAGCCGCGGUGAAAGGAGACAUUGAACUCAGGCACGUUAGCUUCUGCUACCCUUCUAGGCCAGACAUUCAGAUCUUCAGAGACCUCAACUUGGCUAUUCAUUCUGGCAAGACCGUGGCUCUUGUUGGGGAGAGUGGGAGUGGGAAGUCCACAGUUAUUGCUUUGCUGCAAAGGUUUUAUGAUCCAGAUUCAGGAAGGAUAACCCUUGACGGAGUGGAAAUCCAGACCUUGAACAUCAAAUGGCUGAGACAGCAAAUGGGGCUUGUGAGCCAAGAACCCACUUUGUUCAAUGAGACCAUUCGGGCCAACAUUGCUUAUGGGAAGCAAGGAGAUGCAACGGAAUCUGAAAUCCAGUCGGCAUCAGAACUAGCAAAUGCACACAAGUUUAUCAGUGGCCUACAACAGGGGUACGAUACGAUGGUUGGGGAGCGAGGAGUGCAGCUAUCCGGGGGCCAGAAGCAACGAGUAGCCAUAGCUCGAGCCAUCGUUAAGGAUCCGAAGAUCUUGUUGCUAGAUGAGGCGACCAGUGCAUUGGAUGCUGAAUCGGAAAAAGUUGUACAAGACGCACUGGACAGAGUGAUGGUAAAUCGCACGACGGUGGUCGUCGCGCAUCGGUUGUCGACGAUCAAGAAGGCCGAUGUGAUCGCCGUGGUUAAGAAUGGGGUGAUCGUGGAGAAAGGGAGGCAUGAAAGUUUGAUCAACAUCAAAGAUGGAUUCUAUGCCUCUCUUGUUGCGCUUCACAUGACCUCCUCGACUAAUUAAAUUCACAAUUUGGCGGGUUUCCCUUUUAUCUGUUUUUUUUUUUUUGUGAAUUGUAUUUUUCCUUUUGUUCUUGGAGGUGAGAGAUCACCUUUUCCUUCCAUUGUUGUAACUCAAGCGAAGUAAAAGGGAAGGAAUAGGAGAAGAAUGAGGCUGUCAAUAUGGUAUGGUUUUUUGGUUUAACCGUAACCGAAUCGCAAUAGAGUGAUUAGUGGUUAACAAUAUAUUGCAUGUGAUUGAGAGGAUAUUUAAAAGGGUAUGGUUAAUAAUAUUAACAUAUUUUGCGGUUGUGCGGUUAACCAUCG
Messenger RNA from Linum tenue, 4160 nucleotides. NCBI's taxonomy places the organism in Eukaryota, Viridiplantae, Streptophyta, Magnoliopsida, Malpighiales, Linaceae. The record is from the annotation of a GenBank genome assembly.